Anopheles arabiensis is the source of this 6355-nucleotide messenger RNA. It is a transcript of the gene kat80, whose product is annotated as fibroin heavy chain. The coding region runs from base 700 to 3507 and encodes 935 amino acids. Gene Ontology annotation, cellular component: katanin complex. Gene Ontology annotation, biological process: microtubule depolymerization; microtubule severing. Gene Ontology annotation, molecular function: microtubule binding. The transcript is spliced from 6 exons. Lineage: Eukaryota; Metazoa; Arthropoda; Insecta; Diptera; Culicidae. The record is from RefSeq and is a predicted model, not a curated record.
GUGUGUGUGUGUGUGUGUGUAUGUGCGUAGCUGUCAGUCGGGGUCUUGUUUGUAGAAAAUCGCCCUCAAGCAGCAAAAGGCGAACGAAAGCAAGGAAGGCAGACAGGGCAGGCAGGCAGUGCGAGGAGCAAAAAGAAAAGAAACCAGCAACCAGCAAAGAACGUUCACCGAGCGAUUCACCGUCUCGGCAAGUCCGAAAAUAAAGACCGAAAAUUCCUGUGCCCAGCGACGAACGCGGCACGGUUGCAGCGCUCACCACCAGGUCCGGGGCCCGCAGUGUAGCAAAAGACACACAAAAAACCCCUUGUUCGGGAGUCGGAGGAGGCAAACAGUAAAAAACAAAAAAAAAAAAGCCUUCUCCUCGAUCGUGCACAAGGGGGUGGGACAGGCGCUGGUGGCUGGUGGGUGUCGAGGGGCAUCCUCGUGUGUCUCGAAAAAGUCGCGCGUGUUCUCGGGGAUUUUGUGUGCACGAAUGGUUGCACCCAGGGCCCGUUCGUCCGGCCUCGGAAACGCGCGUACGACAAUCGACGUCGCCGAGAAGGCAUUGACUUGCUUCCGCUGCAGUGCGCGAGGUCCCCGGGACGACUAGGACAGUAUUGCGUGUGUGUGCGUGCGUGUGCGUGUGUGUGUGUGCGUGUAAUAACAGUGCCUCCACCCCCCCGCAAGUGCAAGAGUGCCCUCGCGCCGCUCCAUUAGGAUAUGGCAUCGGUCGCUCGGAAGCUGCCAUCGAAACUAUAUGCUAUCCAAGCCCAUAGCAGCAAAGUAACAUGCCUGGAUAUUGGAGAGACGGGACGCGUGCUGGUCACCGGAGGGCAAGAUCGAAACAUAAAGCUAUGGACGUUCGGUGACGAGAAGUGUUUUAUGACCCUGCCCGGGCACAACUCGUCGAUCGAUUGCGUAAAGUUUGCCUACUCGGAUGACUUCGUCUACUCCGCGGACGAUACCGGCGUGAUCAAGCGCUGGAACCUGAACGCGUCCGACUCGAUCUCACUGUUCGGGCACAUGAAGAGUGUGCGGACGCUCGACUUCUACCCGUACAGCGACUCGUACCUGGUGUCCGGCAGCAACGACACGUCCAUCCGGCUGUGGGACGUGCGCGAGAAGGUGUGCAUCAAGCGGUACCGGGGCCACAUGUCGCACGUCAACUCGGUCAAAUUUUCGCCCGACGGCUCGUGGAUCGCUUCCGCCGGCGCUGAAGGAAGCGUCAUCAUAUGGGACAUUCGGAUGAGCAAGCUGUUCAUGGAGUUUACCGAGCGGCAGACACCGGCCACCUGCGUCAAGUACCAUCCGACCGAUCUGCUGAUGGCGGCGGGCCGCAGCGACGGCACCGUUGACCUGUACGAUCUCGAGAAGCGCCAGCUGAUCACGCAAACGCCCGGCGCGGGCGGCGGCGGGGGAGCAGGAGCGGGCGGAGGGAGUGGCGGAGGCGGCCAGCCGGUACGGUGCGUCACGUUCGACGAGAGCGGCAAGUGUCUGCUGGUCGGGACGGCCGCCGGCAUUACCGUGGUCGGGUGGGAACCGGACCGCGAGUACGACCGGAUCGACUCGAACUGGUGCCAGCUGGGCGACAUGAAGAUUGCCGGCACGAAGCUGCUGUUCGGCACGUACGAGGACGCGUCGGUCACGAUCCAUGCCGUGCCGCUCGGGCAGCUGCGCGCGUUCUACAACCCGCAGAACCCGCAGCCGCCCACGUUCACCCACAACCAGACGUCGCGCAAAAGCUUCAGCAGGGGCAGCGGCAAGGUGCGGCUGUCGAUCGGUGGCGGUGCGGGCGGUGGCCCAUCUGCCGGCCACUCCCCGGACGCGGGCCAGGACGGGGAGCUGGGCAGCGGCAACGGGGGCGGCAUGUCGCCCAACUUGAACAUCGAAAUGAUCGACGAGGAGGACGCAUCGUACGCCGGGGGCAGUGCGUUCGAGUUCGAUGUGCCGGCCGGCCACCCCAAAUGCUCGCUGGAAGCGAUGGGCAAUGGGGGCGGUGGCAGUGCCGUUGCCGCUGGGGGUGCGCCGGCCGUCCCUACCGGCAUGCCAGCAUUCCCGGCGGGACCGGGCGAGGGCGUGGGCGGCGGGCCGGCCGCCGUCCCGCUCGUUAACAGCCACUAUCUGGUGCGGGAAGAGAUGCACAUGUACAAUCUGAACACGCUCGACUACUACCCGCUGCCGAAGGGCCACGUGCCGGAGCCGGAAAAGGAAGACUUUCCGGUGAACAAUGCGCAGCCGCCGGAUUACGCACCCAAGAGCGCCACCCAGCCCGGAACGGCCGGGUACGUGAACGGGGGCAGCGCCGGUGGCGGCGGACCGGCCGCGGGCAAGGUCACUAGUCGGGUGAGCGCGUCCGGGCGCGCGUCCGCCAGCGGCGGAACGGACCAGCGCCGGCCGGGCAGCAUUCACGGCGGGGUGGGACACAGCCGCUCGGCCGGCAAUUUGGUGCGCCGGCUGGCCACCUCGAAAAGCACGCUCGAGCUAAACAAGCUCCCCUCGGACGAGACGUUCACGUUCAAAAAGCCGAUCAGCCGGGGCAGCUCCCCGAUCCGGCACCAGCAUGCGCACGCGCCGCCGUACCACGGGUCCGGCUCGAGCUCGAGCAAGAUACAGCGCAGCGAAAGCAGCGCCCUGAUUACGACCAAUGCGGCCGCCUCCCUGCGCAAUGGCGGCGGCGGGCCGGCACGGUCGCAGCACAACGCGAACGUGAAGGUGCAGAUCCUCACCAAGCCGGUACGGUCGAAGACGUCGCUCGAUAUUCGCCACCACGCUGGACGUACCACGGCGGCGGCUGCGUCAGGGGCUGGAGGCGCAGGAGCACCGUCCGGACCGGCGAGUGGACUUUACGGUCCGCAGCGCGGUGGUGGUGGUGGUGGAGCGAUUCACGGUGCCGGCGGUGGCAUCGACGCGCUGAUGAUGGACUACGGCAGUGCCAGUGGUAAUGUGAACGCGCUGAUGCUGGACCAAGCGACCGCCUCCGCCACCAUCCUGCGGUACGGCGGCGGGCACGAGAGCUCGAGCAUGGAGUACGAGAUACAGGUGUUGCGGAACGAGCACGACACGACGCUGCAGGCGCUCUGCAACCGUACCGCGCUGCUGUCCGCGAUCCGCAACUACACCAAGUCGGGCGACGUUACCGGCGCGCUCAAGGUGGCGGUGCGGAUGAACGAUCAGCACAUACUGGUCGACGUGCUGGGCGCGAUACUGGAGAAAACCUCGCAGUGGACGCUUGACAUGUGCGUGCUCUUACUGCCAAAGGUGUACGAUCUAUUACAAAGCGAGUAUAAGUUCCACUGCACCCGGGCCUGCGAUACGCUGCGCGUCAUCCUGUCCACCUUUCUGCCGGUGAUACGCGAAAACACCGACCCGUGGGGCGCCUGCACGAUCGGCGUGGACGUCAGCCGGGAGGAGCGGCAGAGCAAGUGUCUCGAGUGCAAGAACUGGCUGCUGCGGAUACGCUGCCUGCCGGAAAACCCCAAGAUGGGCAGCAACCUGCAGCAGCUCCAGAACAUGAUAGUGGACAUCUGAUAGACGGUGGUGGUGGUGGUGGCGGUGUCACCACUAGCCCCCUGCCACACGCCGUUUAUCUCUUCUACCCCUGCCAGCGCCCGAAAAGGAGCACCGUGCUAUGGAGCAGCAGCAGCAGCAGCGUGAUUAUCUCAUGACCGCAAAAUCGUUUAACAUUAUUUGCCGUCCUAGUGAUAGGGUUGAGUGUGUGUGCGCCCGUGUGUGUGUGUGAUGUGGUUUUGGACACUCACCAGCGCCAGGGUCAGGGCAGCCGAGACAGUGUGGUUCGUUUUUACGGCGCAAAAGCGCCUUCACGUUGGUGGAAACCUAUUUUAAACGCGAAAAAUUCAAGUAGCUGCGGCAAGCUUUCAAAAAGCGUCGUGCCUGUACGCUGCAUCGAUUGCAUCGUCCUAGAAAUUCCCCCCCUGCACCAUGAUGACACCAUGGUUCCAAUUUCCCUAAUUUUCAUUAGAAUUUCACUUUCAAGGCCGCUAGCCGUCUGGUUUUCUGUUUUUAAGUCUGUUUUUUCUUAUUUUGCUUGUUGUCCCUUACUUUACUAACUGUGUAUCCCCCCCCCCAUACUCCCUGUAUCACAAAAUCAAAAGCAAAAAAAAAAAGAAACGACUGUAAUUUAAACGUAAGGCUCCAAUUGCAUUUCGGCCGGCACUGCUCCGUUCCAUUAAAUCCCAUUCCCAUUUACAAUUAGAAUAAAGCGCUCGCAUUUUUGCUCUAUUUUCUUCUUCCUCCUACUACUAGUAGCGCGGGUGCGUGUGUGUGUGUGUGUGAUAGGUGGACACGUUUUCGAGUCGGCUCGCGCGUGUGUGUGUGUUUUUUUUUUGUUAAAUCCCACCCACUCCCACACCUCCUACAGCGAAGCAGCCAAGUUUGCUUUCGGUUCUGGCACUACUACCGCUACUCUAAUAAGACUGAUGAUCCCGUGUUUGCUGUGCUGGUGCUGCAGGCAGGAUGGUCGGGGUGGGGUGGGGUAGGGAAACGCUUUUUUUAAACUAUUGAUUGCUUGAAGCUGCACCUGAUGCAAACUAAUAAGAAUAAUAAAAGUAACAUUUAUAUUAAUAAUAAUAAAACGAUGAAGAAAGUAACACGUGCAGCGAGCGAGAGAGCUGCUAAAUAACGUUUUACGAUUCCUUGCGCUUGGCUGCCCUUGGUUGCCUUUGUUUAUUGUGCCGUUGUGAUGAGAGAGAGAGAGAGAGCGAGAGAGGGGGAAAGAAUGCGCAAUAUGGGCGGCAAAUAAAAGUGAAAAACAAACACAACCUAAUCAAACCGUGACUGUAAAGUAAUGUGUAUAAGUUAACAUUAACCGCGACAAAAACCGAUCGGCCACCACGAUCGACCACAGAAGGGAAAGCGAGAGCGAGAGAGCAUAUAUUUAAGUAGCGACAGCAGAAGGGCGAGCAUUUUAAUACGAGAAAGUUAUAAGAAAGAGAGAGAGCAAACAAAAAAAAAAAACAAUCGAAAACGAAAGCAUGAGCGUGUGCGUGUGUAGUGAUCGGCACUAACCAAAAAAUACUAGUUUUAUCUACCUUUUUUUUCGUUUGUUUGUUUUAAUAGCUGCAUGCCUAAAAAAACACAGUGUAGUCAUAUUAGGUACGGUUUUGCUGCGCGCGAAAGCGAGAGGAUCACGGUUGGCGGAGAAGAAGAUGAAAAAAGCACGUACCGCUAGAUAAUUAGACAAUAACACGGAGCAAACAGCAGUAGCGAGUAGUGUAACAUUACUAAACGAAUGCGCAGCGUAUGUUUUCUUUUCUCUUUAACAAAUGUGGUAAUCGUUGCGUUUAUUUUAAUCAUUUCUUCUUCUAAAGGUAGCAAGUGCAACCGUUUUGAGGCACACGACAACACACGAGUAAGCGGUGGGAAAGUAAAUGGUAGCAAAAAUAAGCAACACGUGGUUGUGUAAAGACAAGAUAAUCAGUUUUAUAAAAACACACAGACAGUCGAAGGAGGAGAGCUAGAAAGAGAGAGGGAGAGAGAGAGAGGGACAGAAUAGAACAAAUGGAGCGGUAGAAGCUCUCCAAACACACAAAUCGUCGUUAUUUGCAAACGUAGCUCUAGGUUGCUUCGUUUUUUUUUUAUACACCCAACUAACCCAAGGAGAAGAAGAGAAGAGGAAGCUGCUCCCUGCACACACCACCCAACCCACUGCACAAUGUGUGAGGGAUGUGGCGCACGACGGCGAUACACUAUAACGAACUUAUUGGCCUUAAAUAGACGUAUGUGUGUGUGUGUGUGCGUGUGGAUUUUGUACUAAACUGCUCAAUCAAAGGAAUACGACAAACAAAAGGUGUAUGUAAUACUCAACUGAGAUAUAAAAGAAAAAAAAACAUAUUCGAAAAACAGAAAAAUGUUCACACAAAACAAUAUCGUGCCCGGAAAAAGCUCGAACACGGGGAGAGGAGGGUUGGGUAGUUUUAGGAGAGAAAAAAAAAGAAAACAAUUAAACACACACACACAUACACAAACCAGUAGCAGUACCUUUUGAAGAGGUUUUUGAUGUAUAAAAUGUACAAAUCGCUUUAACAUAAACUUGCCUACACUGUAACAAUAAAAUUCAUAAAAUGAAGAGCAACAGUCCUAAAUAUUAUAAAAAAAAAGAGAAAACACGUAUACACACACACAUUUAUAUACGCAUCCAAAUGCGUUUGCCUUGUAGCAUGAAAUAGAGUUUUAAAAAAAACAACGAAACAUUAAACAAAAACAUAAAAAAAACAAGCAAAAACUCGCUCCACACCUACGCCCUCGCUCUAGUUUAGGCCCUCGUAUUGAUGGCUGAUUUUAAUCUGGCCUUAGUUUUAUUACAAAUCAAUUGCGCCGAAUGGAAUGAAACAAACAAAAAAAAAAAAAAACACAAAAA